AUGAGACAGAUUCUCGUCAGCUUACUGAUGGAUCUGAUACUGACCAAAUUACAGGGGACUAAAUCAGACGCCACUGUUGACAUCCAGACAUACUAUGUGCUGGGCGCAAGAAUACAGACAUGCCAAUUAUGCCGUAUCAGAAACCCAGGUUACUUUCAUAAGGACCAGUUCUCGCGAACGGAGCACACAACUGCCAGUGGGUGCCACAAAGACAAGGAGAUAUAUAUAAGGCGAGGCCGGCAAUAAUAGCACUUUAGAAACACUAGUAAUAAAACUAUUUAUAAUUUUACACCCACUUUCUAACACUAUUACAGUAGUGCUCC
Molecule: messenger RNA, 323 nt
Organism: Kickxella alabastrina
Lineage: Eukaryota; Fungi; Kickxellomycota; Kickxellomycetes; Kickxellales; Kickxellaceae
Exons: 2
Coding region: 1-246 (81 amino acids)
Source: RefSeq, a predicted model, not a curated record